AGACUGUCUUGUGAAGUUGCUGGUGGUUGCUACCGAUUCCGCGUUUGUGCCCGAAGAAGCCUGUGAGAAAUAUAAUGAACAUUUUGUGAAUGAAUCGAUUAGUUUUGUGUGAUUGAGGUUUCGGGAGAAAUUAUAAUUUGGUGCAGUGUAAAUUUCAUGUUCUUUGUUUAAAAUUGUGUAUCUGAAAACUUUUGUAAUGAAAGGAGUGUGAUAAUUAUAUGUACAGUCGCAAUGAUUUUGUUUCAAGAGAAGUGGCGUGUUGAGUGAGCAGAUCUUCUAGGCAGUUGUGUAUAAAAUACAGGUAGCUGAAGAAUCUGCCAAGAAAGAAUGUCAGGAUGGCUUCAACCCAAGGAGAAAUUAGAGUUGGCCCUUCUCACCAGGCUCGCCUUCCCGAGUAUCGGCCCAAUAUUUUGUCUUCUGACAUUUCUGACAUGCCUCCGGAUCCCGACUUGGAAAAGGAGAGAGAGGAUUUACGAUGGGUCCCAGCCAUGACACUUGACACAGAUCUUCUGAUGUACCUGCGCGCUGCCAGAUCUAUGGCAGCUUUUGCUGGUAUGUGUGAUGGAGGUUCUCCUGAUGAUGGUUGUGUUGCAGCAAGUCGAGAUGAUACUACUAUAAAUGCAUUGGAUGUGUUACAUGAUUCUGGAUAUGAUCCUGGAAAAGCAUUACAAGCAUUAGUAAAAUGUCCUGUACCCAAAGGUAUAGAUAAAAAAUGGUCUGAAGAAGAAACGAAACGAUUUGUAAAAGGAUUGAGGCAGUUUGGAAAGAACUUUUUUCGCAUUCGCAAGGACUUGCUUCCACAUAAAGAUACGCCUGAGUUGGUGGAAUUCUAUUACCUUUGGAAGAAAACUCCUGGUGCAAACAAUAAUAGACCACAUCGGAGGAAUAGACGACAAGGAUCAUUGCGGCGCAUUAGAAAUACACGAAGCACUAGAGGUGGAAGUGCUCAGCCUAAAGAAGUAGAUGCUAGUUCACCAGCAAGCACCUGUACUGGUUCUGUAGGCUCUUCAAGACCUUCACCGAACUCCAAAGAACAUGGUGAAGGAAGUUCUGGUAGUGAGGAAGAUAAUUCAGAAGAUGAUUCAGAUUCUCGAGAUAAUGCUGCAUAUCGUUGUCAACAUUGCUACACAACAAAAUUACCUCCUGUUAAUGCAAAUAAUGUGUCCAAUACUGCCAAUGGUGUGGCAGCUGUGCGUGGAGAUGCACCAUAUCUGUUUCGUCCUGUGCAAAACUUAGAGACAUUAGAAGAUUCUCCAGGAAGAAUGCGUACUCGAACUCGCACAAAAGAACAGACUGCCCGGAACCGCCCGAAGCGUGGCAGUGGUACCGACACUCCCGAGAGUGAGAUGGACAAAAAGUCGUGCAAGUCCCCCGCUAGUAAUGCAUCCUCUCCCAGUGACAAGAACAAAAAGAAGUCAAAGCCAGACACGCCUACAAAAGGUCGUAAACGAGCCCAAGUGGAAAUGGAAAAUGAAGAAGAUAAAGAAAUAUCUCUGUUUAAAAGGAAGAGGAAUGAUAGAGCAGAUAGUCCAGCAGAAAGUUUAACUACAGAUAGUGGAUCCAUGUUGGAUGAUGGAGAAAACAAUGAUCAAGAAACAGAAGCUCCUGAAGUUGCUGCUUCUGUAGUCAGUAAUUCUGUAGAUAAUUCUGGUAUGACUGUGUUACAAACAGAAACCCCCUCUGCUGUGCCAAAUGAGAAAAUAGAAUCCAGUGGAACUAUUGUGGCAGUUCCAGCUAUAGCAAAUAGUGUUGUGUCUACAGUAACAUCAACAAGUACUACUGUUUCUUCUACCACGUCAUUACCAAUUGCAGCUGGAGGAAUGGUAAUUGUAGGUGGUAUUGCAGCAGUUACAACUAAGGCAGCAAAUGUAGACCUGACUAAUAUACCUUGUUUGGUAAGUGGACAAACUACCGUAAAUUGUGUUACGGGCUCUUCCACUCCUAGUGGAAUAAGAGUUCCCAUUGCAAGUUUAGGUGUAUUGGAAGAUAAUAUAAGCAGCAAGAAAAUGCCAGAGGAAAUUUUAGGAGUUUCUGGUGAUUUGAAAAGUGGAUUGGAUAGAGAGAUUGUUAAACUUUCUAGUCAAACAAGUUUCCCCCCUCAAUCAGCAAUUGUGCAAAAUGAAGAAAUUAAAAUAGAGAAACCUAAGUUAGAUGGUCAUAUGAACACCAAACUUGAAGAGGAUGCUCUUCGUUUGACAAGAAGAGAUGUAUCAGAACAUACUCCAGAUAUUAGUAAGAGAGAUCCAAAUAGUGUUAUUUCAUCGUCUGUGAAAAAUCACGAUGAUGUUGCAAGUACUGGAAUAGCUGCAAUGAUGAAAGUGGUUAUUAAAGAAGAAAUAGAAACAAGUAAUGAUGGUAUGUUAAACAUGUCAUUAUCUCUGAACAUGCCAAUGAAAGAGGAAAAUUCUCAACAAGUUAGUUCAAGUAAUACAUUAAUGAGUGUACCAAUGUGUAGUAAUUCAAUGGGCAGUAUAUUGAAUAAUUCGAGUAGUGUGUUGCAACAUCAUUUGCCAAUGGCAGCAUCUGCUAUAAAACUGGAACCAGGACUUGGGCGAGAGGAUCAGCAAUCUAGUCCUUCAGAUGUAACUGGAGGAAUGAAUCAUGAUUUACCUCCUGCCCAGAUGACCUCUUCAAUGCUUCGAAUGCCUUCUCCAAUGCCUGGGGGAAGUGCAAAUCUUUCAACUAUUCCUGUAUCUCAUCAUCGGUCGUCUUCGCCAAUGAUGCAGGUUGGCAAUCACCCCCACCUUCAAGCAGGUGCUACAACAGCUGUGAUUAGACAAGCAGGUGCGAGUGAAAUACCGAUUAGUGUAAGUGUGGAGAAGCAGUCGCAAAUGUCCAGUGAUUAUGGUGAAGAAAAUAGAGAUGCUAAAUUAUCUCAGGUGCAUAGCACAAUAACAAAUCCACAGACAUUACAACAACAGAUAUUGCCUCAGUCUAAUCCGAGUCAAUCCACAGUGUUAUCACAUCAAGGGUACAGCUUCUUACCUGCAUCGCCAUACCACUCGCACCAAAGAUCUAACACUUCCAAUGGCGAGAAAGUAAGUGGUGUUCUACAAAGUAGUAAUAAUUCAUCUGUUGUUAAUACUGGAUUGAAUCAGCAAAAUGAACCACAAAAUCUGAAGAUAAAACAAGAAGUUAUUACUCCAUCUGAUCAACCAAUUUCUUCUGAUCCUCUCCAAUCUCUUAAGGAAGUAAAGAUUCCAGGAUACUCUGGGUCAAAUCUAUCAAUUUCACAACCCUUACCAGGCAGUAACAUACACAUGCAGCAGAAUUCUAGUGGAUCUCUGGGAAUGGAUGUCCAAAGACCCCCCUCUGGUUCUGGACCUGUGCCACCAUUUCUUGGACCUGCCAUUGAAAAUAUUAAGAAAGAGCCUGAGAAUUAUAUUUCAAAUUCUGGCUCAUCCAUAGGAACAUCAGUUUCUCUGGGAGCAAGUUCGUCAAAAACACCACCUUCUAAACAUCAGUCUGUUGGAAGUACAUCAGAAAAUAAUGCAAAUGCCACUUCCUCCUUAAGUGGACCAUCAUGCUCUUCCCCUCUGCCUCGCUUAUCCUCUGCCACUCCUCCUUUAGCACCUCCAAUUUCUUCAGCACAACCUCCCGUUUCUCAUAGUGCUGUUAGUCUAAUAUCACAUUCUCCAAGACUUACUCCAACAUCACUUGCUAGUGGUCCAUCUGGUAUCCCUCAACCAGUUAUGCACCCUACACAGCAAACAUCUCCUAUCAGUCGUGCUUCCCCUGGCCAUCCUCAUCCUACUCCGCAUCCCCAUCCGACUCCUCAUCCUCAUUCAUCACCUUUUAUUGGCCCUCCUGGAAGUCACCCUGCAUUACAUCAUCACCCACAUACACUAAUUCAUCAUUCCUUGUUUGCUGCUGCUGCUGCAGCUCAAGCAGCUGCAGUUCAUCACAAUCCAUAUCAUCCUCCCCACCCUUAUGCCGCUUAUGGAUAUCCAUUUCCUUAUCCUUAUGGGCCACCGCUUCCUCAGCCCCACCCUGUGCCACCUCCUCAUCAUUCAACACCACCUGCCCCAACUAUUCCAUCAGUUUCAUCAGCCUCCUCCACUCACACUCAACGUUCAUCUCAUGAACAGGUUAAGGCAGAACAAAGAACAUCAGUUGAUACCUCUCAGUCAUUACAUGGACCACACCAUUCUUCACAUAGUGUGACAUCUCGGCGUGAUAUUUCUGUUCCUGAUGAGUCCAGUUCAAGCAUUAGCCAGAAUAGUGAAAGGCAUCAUCCUCCUGAAAUGGGUACUUCUCACCAUCAUCACUCAACACACCAUUCAUCUCUGCAUACAAUUCAAGGAGAUAAACAAAGUCAUAGUGUUUCACAGUCAUCAAGCCACCCACUACAACCAUCACAUCCCGUUGUUACAUCUGCAUCUCAUAAAAUAAAUGCCAGCGGAAAGUCUACUUCAAGCAUGGUCCGGGCAUCAAGUCCAACUUGUCACAAUACAUCCAUUAUAUCAACAGCUCCAGCAGCUUCAAAUUCAUUGUCACAUCCUAAUAAUUCAAGUCAUCAUCAACAUCAUCAUUCACAUGGUCAUCAUCAACAUCUUGUUCAUCAUCAGUCUUCAGUUCCAGGAGGAAAUUCCUCUGGGUCGUCUGAACUCCUAUCUACUGCAAAUCCAUUACUUGUCUCAUCAUCUAUUAAUACACCAACUGUUCCUCGAUCUCAUCAUUCCAGUUCUGGUCAUCCUCAUCAUUCUGCUCAUAGUCAUCAUGCUAAACAUCCUAGUCAUCCAGGUUUAAUGGUACAACCUCCCACACUGAGCCAUCAAUCUGUUGGCAUGGGUUUACCUCCUUCGUCAGUGCCAGGAUCAUCUUUAGAGGCUUUGAGGGCACAUGCACAGGCUGCAGCUAAUAUGCAGCAACAGCAGCAGCAGCAGCAGCAACAACAACAGCAGCAGCAACAGCAGCAACAACAACAGGUGUCACAGCAACAGCCACAACCAUCAAUUCCACAAGGAAGCCUUCAGCUUGCAAUGAUGCAUGCAUCGCCCCACUCACCUUUAACAGCACCAGGAUCUCAUCAACUCGGUGGUCGGCAUUUAGGACCAGGGUUAAGUGAUGACGUGAAAAGUGAACCAUCAUUGGAAAUUGGAGAAGUCCAACCUGAGGAGGAAAUUCCUAGCCCUUCGCAUGUACCACGAGGGCCAAGUCCAGAGCCUAAAAUUGAAGAUACAGAAUGUCAUAGAAGUCAGAGUGCAAUUUUCUUGAGACAUUGGAACCGGGGUGAUUUCAACUCCUGUACAAGGACUGAUCUCACAUUCAAGCCUGUACCGGACUCAAAAUUAGCUCGCAAGAGAGAGGAGCGUUUGCGCAAGCAAGCAGAACGAGAGAGAGAAGAAAGAGAGAAAGCAGCAGUUCAAGCUCAGGCGCGUAAGAUAGCCACUCCUGAAAAGCCAGAAGGAUCAAAACCACCAUCGAGAGGGCCUAUUGAAACGAUCACAUCUCCGUAUGAUAGAUUCACUCCUAGACAAGGAUAUGAUACUCCUGCACUUCGUCAGCUAAGUUUAGAAUUGGAGCACCUAGAACGAGAGAAGAGAGAGCGUGAGAUUCGAGAAUUGCGUGAGCGUGAACUAAAUGAUAGAUUGAAGGAUGAAUUAAUGAAGAAUGCUGGAGCAGGCCCAAGAAUGGCAAAUCCUCUUGACCCUCAUUGGCUGGAUCUUCACCGCAGAUAUGCUGGAUUAGGUCCUGGUGGACCUCCACAUCAGUUUGGUCUUUACUCAUCUCCAGCUGCUCCCGGACAAACAGCUCUUAGUCAAUUGGAACGAGAACGGUUGGAGAGAUUGGGUAUCCCCACCGGUCCCGCAGGGCCGCACGGGCCGGCAGCAGUGGGGCCAUCAGGUCCCCAUUCUGCACAUGCCCAUCCACAUGCAGCUCAUGCCAGCUCAUUGGCUGCAGCCCAAGCAGCGCAAGCUCAGCUGGAGGCCGCCGAGAGACUUGCUCUGGCCACGGAUCCAAUGGUGCGACUGCAGAUGGCUGGCAUUUCACCCGAAUAUCAUGCCCAUACGCAUGCCCAUACGCACGCCCAUUCACACACACACCUGCACCUGCACCCUGGGCAGCAGGCAGCACAAGCCCAGCAGGCACAGCAGGAAGCAGCGGCAGUGGCAGCCGGCUCGGCGGCCUUCCCUCUGCCAGCUUCUGCUGGAGCAGGAGGAGGAUACCCAAGGCCAAGCCUAUUGCCUGGAAGAGAGGCAACACUGGGCCUCCAUCAUCCUUCUGAGUUACUAGGCAGAGGGCCUGGAUAUGCUGAUCAGCUGGCACAUCAGUUGUCUGCGCAGGCAGCUCAUGAACAACUUCAACGUCAAAUUAUGUUGGAGCGAGAACGAUUUCCUCAUCCUCAUCCUGCAUCUUUAGUAGCUCAGCAUGAGGAAUAUUUAAGGCAGCAGCGUGAACGAGAAAUGAAAGUGCGUGCACUGGAAGAAGCAGCUAGAGGCAAUCCAUUGGUGCCUCAUCUUUUGUUCACACCUGUUGGCCACAGCUUGCUUUAAUAAUUUUAGUACAAUUUUACAGUAAUUUAAUUAAAGUAUUGUUUACUGUGUAAUACCUUUGAAGUUGAAAAACUUAUUUUGUUACAUUUUGUAGCAACACAGGUAAAAGAAAACAUGUCUAUGUGCACUUACAGUAGUAAAGACAGUCAGUAUUCUGUUGUAGCGCUUAAAAAUAUAAAAUUAAUCCUCCCAGUAAAAACUGUUCAAAAAUUAGAAUGAAGUUAAUGGUGGUAGGUUUGACAUGUUCAAAAAUCUGAAUUUGCCUCAUAGUCUACUUAAAAAUUAAUUUUUAUAUUGAUCUUGCAAUGUUGGGAAGGAGAUAUACAUAUAGUUAUUCAGAUUUUAUAUAUCUGCAGUGCUGAGUUACCUUUUCUUUCAGGUUGACUGUACCACUUUGUAUGUAUGCCUGAAUAAGGGCAUUAUAUACCGAAUGCCCUUAAAAACAAAUCAAUACAUGUGCUUUGUCCUUUAGUUGAAAAGUAGCAAAACUUGUCUAUAAAGAAAAUUAAUUACUAUCCCAUGUGCAAGAUUUGAUAUUUUAUGAUUUUUUUAUUUUUUUUUUUAAAUUUAUUUAUUCAUAUAAUUUUCUUAUCUUAUGUAAAUUGUGAGGCACUCAUACUGAUUUAUGUAGAACUGGAAGUCAACUUGCUGCGAAUAUGUAACUUUUGUAUCAAAGGUGUUAAUAGAUAUGUGUAAUAAUGAACAGACAGUUUUUGUAUUUCAUAAUGAAGUAUAUUUUACAUGAAAUGCCCAUAUUUAAAUUUUAAUUAGUUUGUUACAUGUAUCAUAUAAUUCACCUUAUCUUCAUGUGGAAUUCAAAAUAUAAUUGUAUUGUUUACUUGAAGUGUAAGCGGUACACACCAAGACAAUAAAAACAAUUAGAAGUGAAAGAUAUUUGAAUGAAACCUUUACAUCACUGAAUGCUGUAUUGUAUAGCCAAUGUGAAUAUUGCACUUCCAUGACUAGACUUCAAGGUAAGGCUGAAUAGUGAUCACUACUAUCUUCCCUAUUC
This is a messenger RNA of Gryllus bimaculatus (two-spotted cricket), 7509 nucleotides long. NCBI's taxonomy places the organism in Eukaryota, Metazoa, Arthropoda, Insecta, Orthoptera, Gryllidae. The record is from the annotation of a GenBank genome assembly.